CUCGACGACAUCAGCAAACAAUGGGUUCCAGCCCCAUAUUACUUGUAACCCAGGGCCACCAGGUGUGGUUCUGAUUGUUUCACGCCAGAUAGUCGCACCGAGUCGCUGAAAAUAAGAGACAUUAAUACGUGUCCAGCCCCCGUAGUUUUCUCUGCGGUAGACAGAAUCAUACCAACAAUGCCUUCUCUACUCAGUGCGGUCUACCGCACCAUCUUCCUUACCCUCUGUGCCCUGAACAUUCUCGGAUGCGCCGCCCAAUCGCCAGGCCACCACCACCAACAUCACCACCUCCAUCAACAAAAGCAACGAGACCAACACCAACAGCAGCAGCCAAUCUACGCCAUCGCCCACCGCGUCCUCCGCCCCUCAGCCGUCACAACAGCCCUCUCCCACGGCGCCAACGCCAUAGAAGUCGACCUAACAGCACAAGAGAAAACAGGAUGGUGGGCCGAUCACUCAGGCGAAGCCAACAGCACCGAUGCCACGGCGCAAGAAAUAUUCACAGCCGUCGCCAACGAGCGCCGACGCGGGCAGAACAUCACCUUUGUGUGGUUUGAUAUCAAAACCCCGGAUGACUGUGAUCCUAAGCGCAACCCCGAGUGCUCGAUUGAGGCCCUGCGUGAUCUGUCACGCAAGAUAUUGCAGCCGGCUGGCGUGAAGGCGCUGUAUGGCUUCUACCAGACUGCUGAUAGUCGCGGGUUUAAGGUUAUGGCCGAGUCGAUUGCGAAUAACAGUAACGAGGCGGUUGUGCUGAGUGGGAAGGCGAGCGAUGUUGCUGCGCAGUAUAAGGGCAAGGGUAUUGACGCGCCGCGGAGGCUUAUGGAUGAUGGAUUCCCGCAGAUGGAGAACAAUUUUGGGAAUUGCCAGGAGCCGGGUAACUUUACGUGUGCUGAGUUAAGGAAUGCGAGUGAGAUGCGUGACCAGGGACAGUUAGGCAAGAUCAUGGGGUGGACAAGUACUCGGGGGGAUGCAGGGCGAGUGGAUAUGCUCCUGGGAACAGCGCGGGUCGAUGGUAUCAUCUACGGCUUUCAAGACAAGGAGUAUAAGGAAGAUCCUGUCGUGCGGGAGGCGUUCGGUGACAUUCGUUCUUUUGUGGACAGGCAUUCCGCUACCCAUCGCAUGGCUACUGCAGAGGAUGUACCUUGGUAA
This is a messenger RNA of Aspergillus versicolor CBS 583.65, 1149 nucleotides long. RefSeq lists its product as uncharacterized. The record is from RefSeq and is a predicted model, not a curated record. The transcript has a single exon. NCBI's taxonomy places the organism in Eukaryota, Fungi, Ascomycota, Eurotiomycetes, Eurotiales, Aspergillaceae. Gene Ontology annotation, biological process: lipid catabolic process. Bases 178 to 1149 code for a protein of 323 amino acids. Gene Ontology annotation, molecular function: phosphoric diester hydrolase activity; glycerophospholipase activity.